AUGGAGAUUAGCAUAAUGCAGGAAGUUGGGCACAUCUAUUGGGACGACAACAAAUUGGCGAUUAAGGAAGAUUUUAGUUAUGAUACACCAUUAGAUUUUAGUUUCAGUCCCGAUGAUUCUUCUCUUUGGAACCCAUCAUCAGAAUUCUGUUCGAUCGAAGAGAAUACAAUGCUUUCGAUCGAAGAGAAUACAGUGCUUUCAAAUGAGACCCAAAAUGAUGUUAUGGAAUUUGCUUUUGAAGAUGAGCUCUUAGACUCGAAUGAUGAUCUUCUGUGGGACGACCUAAUAGUUGAGGAGACUGAAUUGUUAUGUCCAUGUCCCCAAAAGGAGCUCUUUUCAGAACAAGAGAAUUCAGCCAUAAUUGAACAUAUACCGUGUGUCAGUCAGCAUGAUUCUGAUCUAUCUAUGUUUGAUCUUGAUUUUAGAAAUGCUCAAGAUGGUGGUGAAGAUUUUAGCUGUUUAUCAAGUGAGACUGCAAAUACAUCAACCUCUGGAGAGCCUGAAAAAUUUAGUGAAAUCAUAAUCCCCUGUGAGAUUGAUUCUUCUGAAUACAAGGGACUGAGGAUUGUUCAUCUUCUAACUGCCUGUGCAGAGGCAGCAUCCAAUGGAGCCCUUGAACUUGUUGACGUUCUUCUUGAAAGGCUAAAAGAAAUAGCUUCUCCAACUGGGUCUACUAUGGAGAGAGUGGCUUACUAUCUUUCUCAAUCUCUGCAGCAAACUCAGAUGGAGAAGCGGCUGCAGAAUUCAAUUUCAAAUGGGGUGUCUAGAGCCAAUUUUCUUGGAGCUUUCAUCUUACUUAACCAAGCCUAUCCUUUUAUAAAGAUUGCACAUUUCACUGCAAACCAGAGCAUUUUGGAAGCUAUUCCUUUGACAAGGCAGCAGACUGUGCACAUAAUUGAUUUUGAUAUAAUGGACGGUAUGCAGUGGCCAUCAUUGAUGGAAGCCUUGAAGAAUGAAGAUUACCAAAUUGAUCAUCUCAAAAUUACAGCGGUCAAAUGGGUGGAUUCUUUUGAGGAUUCAGACCCAUCUUCAAGCUACUAUAAAGACACUGGAAGAAGAUUGUCUGACUAUUCAAUUUCAUUGGGGAUUCCAUUUUCGUUCCAGGAAACCGAAAUUAAAAAUUUGCAAGGGAUGAUAAGUUCCUCCAAGGAGGAUGAGAUUGUGGUAGUGAAUUGUAUGUGGGAAUUGCCAAAUAUGUUUGAGCGCAGUAGGAAGAAGUUAGUCGAUUUCAUUAAUGGAGCACAUCAGUUCAAUCCAGUUAUCCUGACUCUGGGUACUGGAGCAAACGGAAUUUCAGGCUAUGAGAAUCUUACCUUCAUGGAGCGAUUUUCUCAGUGUUUGAGAAACUUGUGUGCAAUGUUUGAUUCCUUGGAAGCAGGACUAGGAGAGCAAUAUGGGCUUGCUCGAGCAAUGGUGGAACAUCUCUUCUUUGGCCCAAUGAUGUGCAGACCCAUUAAUUACAUGGCAAAUGAUGAGUUGUUCAGAGUGAUUGAUAUCCCUUUAAAAUUAGGGUUUGUUGAGCGUGCCAUAAGUCAGAAAAGUUUUAUGCAUGCAAAAGCUCUUGUAUCAUGCAAUGAGAUAGGGAGAUCGUAUGGUGUAGAAUCAGCAGGAAAUGGUCAGCUGCUUCUAAAUUGGGACAUGACUCCUUUAACUUGUGUGUCUGCAUGGAGCAGAGUGUAA
This is a messenger RNA of Cryptomeria japonica (Japanese cedar), 1680 nucleotides long. Its product is annotated as scarecrow-like protein 26. Gene Ontology annotation, cellular component: nucleus. Lineage: Eukaryota; Viridiplantae; Streptophyta; Pinopsida; Cupressales; Cupressaceae. Gene Ontology annotation, molecular function: DNA-binding transcription factor activity; sequence-specific DNA binding. The transcript has a single exon. The coding region runs from base 1 to 1680 and encodes 559 amino acids. Gene Ontology annotation, biological process: regulation of DNA-templated transcription. The record is from RefSeq and is a predicted model, not a curated record.